CCCGCCCGCGGGUGACCGUCCCUCUGCACUCACCGCCCGCGCGCGCAAGAGUCGGUGCGCCCGUGCUCACUGCCGUCCCCCUCAGGUGUUCCGCGACCGCAGGUGUCCGCGCCCAAGCCAUGGUGGACGUGCUGGGCGGCCGGCGCCUGCUGACCCGGGACGGCGCGUGGGUGGAGGCCGAGGAGGAGCUGCAGAACAAGGUGGUGGCGCUGUACUUCGCCGCCGGCUGGUGCGCGCCCAGCCGCGACUUCACGCCGCUGCUCUGCCACUUCUACGCGCAGCUGGUGGCCGAGGCGCGGCCGCCCGCUCCCUUCGCGGUGGUGUUUGUGUCGGCCGACGGCAGCGCGCAGGAGAUGCUGGAUUUCAUGCGCGAGCUGCACGGCGCCUGGCUGGCGCUGCCCUUCCACGAUCCCUUCCGGCAAGUUGAGAAAACGUUGACGAUCCAGAAGUCAAAUUCUUGCCAAGACCUUCCUCUACCCAAAGCUCCCAUGAGGAAUCAAGCAUCAGGUUCAGGGGACACUCAGCGAACACGCCCACAGAAGGCCCAUCUCUUCUCACCGUUUGCCAGAGAUUUGGGUGACAGUGAUGCAGCCACCUGCCUUGCGAGGAAAGACAACAGUCUGGCCCCCGGGAGCCCCCAGAUGUACUGGUCACACGAGGAAGGAACUGAACGCCCGCAGCAUCCAAGUGGCUGACGGAGACGGGUCACUUUGCUUCUGGCAACCCCGCCUGCUUUGCCAGCAGAGCAGAAACGCACCGGGAGAGGUGAGCCGAUUGGCCGAUCCACUUUAAGAUAGUCUUUGGAAACACUCUGCUCAGCACUGAUCCGGACGGCCGAGAAGAGAAGGGGUUUGCAGUGUGACCCCUGCCAGGGAAGACUGGUAUCUCCUGGAGGGGGCUCGGAGCUCGCGACAUUGGACCAGAGCAGCAGCGGCUCCGGGGACGGGCUUCAGGUGCGCACAACGGGCAGGGGGAGAUUAGGAGAUCUUGAGCCGUCAGCCCGCCUCCCUCUGCCCUUUCUCCCCCAGCAUAUUGUGAGGUGUUUCCAGUCCAUGAGGAGCCCCAAGAACUCUGCAGUGAGCGCUGAGACGCGGAGCACUCGGUCGCCCCCUGGCCUUGCACCUGCCCCACCACGUUUCCGCCCAUCUCUCGGGCGCCCCCCCCACCCGCCACCGCACGGCUCCACGGCCGCCGAAGCCAGCUCCAGCUUCCUGUUGGAUUUGUUCCAGGAAGACCGGGCAACGAAUUGAAGGAAGCAAACCUUGUAUGAGAAAACUUCCCCGCAGGACACGGGAUCAGGAGCUUCACACAUUCUCCAGAGUCGACCGUGGCCGAGUUGUUCUCAUUCCCGCCCUCAGAUUCCUGGGGGGCUGGUCACAGUGGUGAGCACAUCGGGGUCAGCCUAGCUAGAGAAGCACGCGUUUCAGGACUUGGGAGAAAGGCUGGCCCGGCGGUGGUUGAUGGGACAAGGGCGUCCUUCUGCGCGGCGGGGCCCUUGGUACAGCCUGCCGCUUGCAGUUCGGGACGGGGAGUCCAGGAAAUCGCCCCCAAAUCGUACACCUGUGGACUUUGGCUGCUGAGAAUUUAUUUGCUUAAUAUUC
Messenger RNA from Leopardus geoffroyi (Geoffroy's cat), 1601 nucleotides. RefSeq names its product nucleoredoxin like 2 (gene NXNL2). Bases 120 to 695 code for a protein of 191 amino acids. Lineage: Eukaryota; Metazoa; Chordata; Mammalia; Carnivora; Felidae. Gene Ontology annotation, biological process: sensory perception; photoreceptor cell maintenance. The transcript is spliced from 4 exons. The record is from RefSeq and is a predicted model, not a curated record.